CUGGGGCAAGUGCAUAAAGCUAAAAUCACAAGUAGUCAAAACACAUUGGGUUCAAUGGUGGGUGGGGCUUGCCAAAGUCAUUUCCUCCACCCCCUUUUUAUUAUUUUUUUGCCAAGCGUGUAAAGCUGAAUGCACGCAAGUUAAAUGCGUGCAAGAGUUAUCCUGCACUUCUCACAAUGCAUAAACAAACAAAAUCGGCUUCCUCCAGAUGGAGAAAUGGCUACUAGCUUACAUACCUUUAAAGGGAAUUUGAUAAACUCAGUAGGGCUCUGCUAUUAGCUAACUACCGACCGCUAGAAGAACAAUCUCUUGACUUCUAGCAGCUAGCGGAACCUCCAGGGUCAGAGGCAGUACAUCGGAGUCCUGCCCUCAUCAGCUGGAUAGCUCCGUGGAUUAGCGUGUGAUGCUGAUCAUGCCCGGCAGGCACUUGGCAGCCGCUGGGGGCAGCGACGCCAGACUGCGAGACCUUUCGGUCUGCUCCAUUUGGCUUUUAUUCUGUGUUUCUCGGGGCGAGACUCCAGCGUAGGCUCAGAAGCCGGGGCAUCAACUCGGGGCGUUUUCUGCUCCCGGUCCUGCUAAAAUGGCUGGCGGCGGAGGACGGGGGCAAGGCCGUGGAAGGGAGGCAAGGAUUCGAACCUGCUACUCUCGCGCCCCUGGCCUUUCUCGGACAUGCGCAGAGCGAGCGCGCCGCGGGUUGCAAGGACUACGUUUCCCGUGGUGCGCGGAGCGCGGGGCGCCUGCGCACUGGGCCGCGGCCAGCGGGGAGGGCUGCGCGUUCCCGUGCGGUGAUGGCGGUGCGUGGACGCGCGGCGGUGGUAGCAGCAGCAGCAAUGGCUGCUGUGGAUCGGCGGCUGCCGAAUCUCGAUGACUUCGCGGGGCAGAGCUGGAGCGCCUGGGUGGAGAGGGCCGGGCCGCCCGCUGCCGAGACAGGUGAGCGCGCCCGCCCUGCCCGCGGGCCCGGAGGCGGCGGCAGGCGGCGGGGAGCGGGGGACCCUCCGUCGCCGUUUCUGCUGCCGCCGCCGCCGCCGCCGUCGAGCUUCCUCCCUCCCUCGCCUCCCCUCCUCCUCCCGCGCCCCCUCCCUCACCCCGCCCGCCCCAAACAAAGGAGCCGCCGGGUCCUAGCGCCGCAUCGCUUCCCGCCCGGUGGAGCCUGCCUUCCUUUUCCUGCCGCUUCGACCGGGUUUCCUAGGAUCUCUUGAUCCCCCUAACGGGAUCCCCUCUCCCCCAGCCUGAUUUCACCAGGGGCAUGCUGUGAUCAAGGCAGGAUCUUUGUCCCACGCGUUUCCCAGCUCCUUAUGUGCUUCUCGUUCCUACUUUGAUCCCUUAUUACACGAGCAUGGCUUUUUUUGUGUGUGUUUUUUUAAAGCCAUAUUCGCAAGAUUCCCCGGACUUUUGAUCUCUUCUGUCAUCGAGCCCACGAUUGUCUCCGAAACAUGCUAUGUAAAGGCUGCGUGACUUGUCUGUUUAUAAUUUAUUUAUUACAUAGUGAUCUCACCAGGUUUCCUAACAUUUGCGCCUUGACUCUCGUGCACCUCGAGCCCUCAUGUCGACUGCUUCCAUUUCACCUGGGCAUUCUUUCUUCCUGAUCUCCACAUAUUCACUUUUUCUGUUUUCCCCCAAAUAAUACGCACUCUUGAGGUGCCACUGGAACACUUGUGGGCACCAAGUGUUCUUGAUCUUCUGUGACUCCCUGGAUAGUAUGGGUCUUGGUCAUCUUCUAGGUGACCCCUGACCACUUUUCUUUUUCUCUUCUUCCCCCCUUUUUAACCACAUUUCCCCCAUCGGUCUUGAUCUUUAAAUCCCCUUACAGUUUUCCUCAACUGAUUCCUUUCAAAGUGCUUUCAGCAACCCACCGUUUGCUGUUCUCCCCCAGCUGUGCUGCAUUUCUGGAUUUCCUCUUGUUGAAGUUGUUCCAUUUCCAUUAGGAUCUGUGCCUAGGCCUUUGAAACUGGUCCCCGCCCAUCCAUCUGCUUUGCCUUCCUUAUAUCUUCUCUUCUGUCUUUUACAUAAAGCUCUUUUUUGUUUUGCACUGUUGACCUGGCCACUCAGUUUACCACUCGCUAGGAUUUCCCCUUUUCUCUCGAAAAACUGCACAUCCUCCUCCCUGACGUCCUGAUUCAGCAUCCCUAUGCUCCCCCCCCCUUCUGUCUUGUCCCUUGCUCUGUUGCCCUCCUUUACUAAGGGGGUGGUGGUAUAUCUGUAUGAAAAUGGUGGAUGGAUGGAUUGGCCCCUUGUGAUUUUUGUCCUUGGAAUCCUAGAAACCGCUCGGGAGCACCUCCCUAGAAUGUUUGACUUUCUCAAGUGCAGCCUGAUGGCAGACUCUAGAAGGGGCGGUGAGACUCAACGGAGCUGUCCCUGGUGAUGCUUUUUAUAUUGUUGAGCUUCUCCCAUCCCCCUCCAUUAUCUUCCCUUUGCACUUGAUAUAGUUAGUGCUUCGAAUGUUUCCUCAUCUACUUCCAGCUCCAACAGAGUUUACAUAAUGACUCCUGUGUUUUCAGGGAUUUAAGAAGCAGGUUGUAAAUUGUCCUUUGCAGACAGCUUCCUGUUGCUGUCUGAAUGGAUUGUUUUUAUUUAUUUAUUGCUAAUAGAUAUGGAAUGGUAAGGAUUUCGUAGAUUGGGAGGGGGGGAGAGAGCUUGCUUAGUUUCCACCUUUUGCCCCCACCCUGUCUCUUGACAGGUUGUGGUAUGGGAUUAAUUGUAUGUGCGUUUUAAUUCAGUUAGGUUUUUUUCUGAUUUUUUUAAGUAGAGAGGGAGAUUAAUGUUCUUGGUGUCAAUGCAAUCUUUUAAAUAAAAAAAAUGCACAGCUAUUUUGGAUUUCCGUUUUGUAUUUUGAUGCUGAAACAGUUGAUGCAUUGUAACAGGUACAUCUUGUCUUUGUGAGGGCACCAUGUGGUGUGAAAUCUAUUAAAUGCAAGUGGAGUAUCAUGUCAUGGUUAAAGCACAGGAGUCAGGACUUUGGGGACCAGCUCUGCUACUUGCUUUCACACUGUUAAUUUGGAGACAAAUCAGCCCCUUGUGCCAGAUCCCUCCCCACAAUUGGUAGCAUUUGAUCUGCAUCGCAAGGAGUUUGCAGGCAUUUCAUGAAUGUCUGUGAGCUUCAGGUCGAUGCGCAGACAGAAGGAGUUACGGCAGCCUUUGCCAACCUGAUGCCCUCCAGAUUUUUGGCCUACAACUCCCAUCAGCCCCAGACUACACAGGGAGUUGUAGUCCAAAAAUCUGGAGGGUACCAUGUUGGUGAAAGCUGAAUGGGGGGAAAACAUUAGUUCUGAAUCCCAUGUGUUUGAUUUCUUAUAUGCAUGUUGGGAUUAGGUUACAAACCACAUCAUUCUAGGCAUUUGCUUACACACACAAACACAGCAUAAUAAGAAAAUGGUUCUGCUAUAAUGAAAAGCUUGUCAACAUUAACAUGUUUCCAGGGAAAUAUCACUGAUGUUGUGAUCGAAACUAUAAUAUAAUUUGGCAUUGGCAAGGAUUUAGCUUCCGGAACUGAAAACCAGGGGUAUCUGUUUAACUCAGAAUUUGGUGAUUCCGUUUCAAAGUCCAUCUUGGGGUGUCUUUCUUUGAAGCUUUGUGUUCCCAACUAGCAGAGCAGAAAAGCUCAUGGGAAAGGUAUAUGGAAUAGAGAGAGCUGUCUCUCAUCCCCUGUCAUGCAAGUGUGCCCCCUUUCUGCGUGCAUAUACACCUGGGCAUGUACAGAAUUCUGGUGGGCCGUGGAUAUUUGAAUGCCACCCUUUGAAAUGGGAAAACAAGAGUUUGUAAAGCAGCUAGUCUCAAGUGGCGUUGAGAGAGCCACGUUUCUAUCCUGCACAUUGUAUUUUGGAAAGGAGUCAGGGAAUGGUGCUUUGUGCUUGUCAUUGUCUUCCAAACACCUCUUGAUUGAUACGGAUUGGCAGAGCAAUUCUGCUGAAGCAGCAGGCAGUGGAGUCUGAGACUCAGCAAGUCCACUACUGUAUGUUUGCAGAAGCCCUGGAACAUCUGCCAUGUUAGCUGAACUGAUUCUUAGGGAUCCUUGUUCUCUUGGCAACUUUUAAGACCUGGAGUUUUAGGGCAAAUGGAAAUGAUUGUUCUUAAUCUGCUCCCCUAUGAAACUCAUUGAGUGACCUUGGGCACGUUGCCUGCUUGGCCUAACCUUUUUUCACAGGGUUGUUGUGAGGAUAAAAUAGAAUACCCCUGCACAUACCCCCUCAAAGCCUGUAUACAUAUAUAGUAAAAAAAAUCAAAGGGGUCAGGACCAUGCAUGCUAUGUUUAUUCUUAUGGGGUUUCGAAGAGGGGAAAUCCUGAUGUACAGAUUUACUGGUCCUAGUGUCCUGUCUGCUGAGGCUUGCAGAUGGAUCUUCUCUGUUCUGGGUCACAGUGUGACCUACAUGACAAGUUUGAGGAAGCUGCGACUGGAAUAGAUGCUUUUCCUGAGCUCUUUUCAAGCCUAUUAAGGCCUGCAGUCCUAAGCAUGCUUACUUCCUAGUAAGUCUCAUUGCAUUCAGGUUGAUUUGCUUCUAUGUAAGCGUUACUUCGAAUCAUGUGGUAAGGGGGGGGGAGAGAAUGAUUCAUCUUAAUGUGUCUAGAUGUCAUGGGUUCUCAAUAGCUUUGUUGGAUGAUGGAUCUGCAAAGGGCUAUUAGUGUUGCUGAUGGGAUUUCUUUUUCUAUGUAUCUAUUAGGGUCUGAUGUGGAAGAAAACGGUAGGAAUGGGAGCAAGAAGCUGGAUGCAAUGACCCUCAUUAAAGAAGGUAAGAACAGACUUCUUUGAGUCUGACUUGAGUUGUAGAGACCUCUGCCCUGUGUCUGGUGAAUGCUUUGCAGAAGAGAGAAGUGCAAGGGCAGCUGGGAGUUCUGUGUGUGUGUGUGUCUGUCUGGAGUAGCAGUCAUUGCAUUCUCACACAGCAAGUGACCCUUAGAUGAAAGCAUCCUGACAAAAGCAGAAGACAACUAUCCCUUUUGAUAGCUGCAUUCGCACAUGCCACCAAGGGCUGGCAUUCUGGCCCCAAGAGCUAGUCUGGCUAUACCUUACUAGAGCUCAAAACCUUGCCUGGGUCUUGGAAUAUGAUGGAUGAAGUGUCUCGUAGUUCAUCAGGAAAUUCAUACUCAUCCAAGCUUAGACUUGAAUACAUUGCAUCUUCUAUGACCCAUGAAUGAGUCUGUGGACUUUGCCUUGAGUCCUGUCAUGAUCCUCUGCAGCCCUGCCCCAUACCCAACAUUUAGUUAUAGGGAUUUAGCAAGCGUUUCAGGAUAACCAAAAGCUGCGGAACUUUCACAUACAUACUUCUUUGCUUUGAGAACCCUUUGCCGCCAUGGUUUCUAGCAACAUGAUGUUAAGAGACGUCCACAACAAAAGGCCCUUGGCUUUCCACCCCUUCCUGCCCACAGCCUCCCUCCUGAUCAGCCCAUAUGACCUAGACCACAGUGUGUCACAAAAAGCAGUCAGAGUUGGUGCAGAGCAAUAGCUGCUGAUGGACUCAUGCAAAUGAGCCGAGCAGCAGAGAAGAGCCACACCAUGUUUCUGUCAGCGCCGCACCGGUCAAAUUCUUUCCUGAGCUGGAAUAUCAGCCGUGCUCUGGCCACCAGCAAAACAUGUUCACCAGCUCAUCGCAAAGAAAGGAUUCCAGGUGCGACUCCAAUAUAGUAGGACGGGUGAAGAUGUGCUGACUCUCCCCAUUCCACUCUCUUUCUCUCUCUCUCUCAAUGAUUGUUAGGGGGGAAAGACCCUGAACCACCAUCUGUCUACCCUCAAUCAAGAGAUCAGAAAGUCUCCUCUGUGUGUGUGUGUGUUUCUCAGACAAGUCUUGGGUGGUGGGGGCAGGGUGGAGACUCAAAUGGAAGGUCCUGCUUGCAGCAGAAGGUAAGAAGGGUCGACUUCCCCAAGGAUAUCAGGUCUUUUGUGGGACCCCUGCAUGGUGGCCUGUAUUUUUCCUAAAUCAAAUCGGUCACACUAACUCCCUCCCUGGGCUUUUUCGGCAGAGCCCUUGGAAAUGUGAGCUGCCACCUGUCCUCUCCACUGAGCUCCCGAGCCAGAGUUUCCAGAUGAGCUUCUGCUGGGCUUUCGUCCUGCUCUUUUCUGCGCUCACUCUCAGCCCAUAGUUAGUUUGGGCCUUGCCCCUCCCCAUCUCUCCCGACAGCUCCCCUCCCCUGCCCUGCUGCCCUCGGUCUUUUUUCAUUUCUUCCCAGCCUGUCUGUGUCUCUUUGUUUUCCCUUUUUUCUGCCACCCCAGCUGUGCUAGGAGGUGGGGCUGCCUCCUGACAAAGUUGGAGCGUGUGACGGCCCCAUCACCCAAGGAUAAGCGAUUGUUCUGCUGCCUUUUUGUGUGUGUUUGCUAAAACGCGAGCCCACGUCUCAGGCCUGGGAGAAGUGGGCUGUGCCUGAACCAGCAGGCUGGAUGGGGGAGGCUGCCUUGCCCAGUGGCUGUUCUCUGAACUAGACAGCCAUUUGCGCAGAUAAGUCUUGACAUAAGUCACAUGUAAAAUAAUUGUGUGUAUCUUUGCUUGUGCAGCUCGGUGCCAUUGGAGCCUUGGGCUGCCAGUCAAGCGGUUCCCCCAAUUCACAUCUAGGUGCUGCAUUGGCUCCGUAAUAUACCACAUGCUCUGCUCUUAUAAGAGCCCAGUAUGAAACUCCUUGUAUCUGUGCUUGAAGAAUCUUGGGGAGGCAGCCAAAGAGGGCUUUGUUUGAUGGAACAAUGGUCUAAGUCUGUAUAAAAGCUCCUUCUGGCAUUAUGAAUGGAUGACCUGCUUUGCAGUCAGUGUCUCCUUGAUCUUUCAGUCCUGCAUGACAAGCAGCUUGGUACUUAUUCCCAGUUUGCAGCUGGGAAAACUGAGGAUGGAAGUGUGAGGCAUGCUUCGUGCCACCCCACCAGACAGUUGUGGCAGGGACGCAAACAUGUGCCUCUCAGCUCUCUUCCUUUCUAAGCUACCUGGCGGACUUUUCUUCUUGUUCCAUCUUUUGUCAGAAUUAAUGGUGGGGUGUUGUUACCGCUAUUAUUUGAAGUGUUUCUGAGCCUGAAGAACAGACAAAGUUUCACGGGGCUUCUUCCAGGGUGCUCUCUCAUCACUCGCCUCUCUUGUCCUUUCAGACAUGUCUAUCUUUGGUCACUGCCCAGCUCACGAUGAGUUCUACCUGGUGGUGUGUAACCACUGUGGCCAAGUGGUCAAACCUCAAGCCUUUCAGAAGCACUGCGGUAAGCGAAGCAGCCAAAAACUGCCAAUUGAAUUUCUGUGGCCUCUGGAUGGAGAGCUGUGAAUUAGGGCUGCUUGCUGCCGCCUCAGGCACCGGCCCAGUGGGUGGUGCCUGGGCUUGAAAGGCCCUUUUCUGUUUUCCUCCUGAAAAUGGGGGGGCGGGGUGGGGGAAGAGGAAGGUUGUCUUCCCUUGAAUUUCUUUUCAACCAGCGAGGAAGCCGCUGCGAGGGCAGCAAGCAGCCCGAGAGACGGAAAGGCAGGAUUCUGGUCAUGCUAGGGUCGCUUCCGAUGUCACAACUUUGCCCUUUGGGGAAAGAAUGUGGGGAGGCAGUUAGGAAAGGGUCGUACACACAUCAGGUAACAUCAGAAUGGAGAGACACUAGAGCUGCAGAGAAGAGCCCUAGCUCAUGUGUAGAGCAUUUGCCUUGCCUGCUGAGCAGGUUCAGUCCCCAGCAUCUCCAGGUAGGGCUGUGAGAGUCGCCUGCCUGAAAUUCCAGGGAUCUGCUACCAGUCAGUGUUAACCAUUCACAGCUAGAUGGGCCUUUGGUUUGACUCGGUCUGAGACGAUUUCCUACGUUCCUGUGAUGUCCCAUCUCGAAAGGAGACGGGCCAUAACUGAGUGGCUAAGCUUAUGCUUUGGGGAGAAUGUCUCAAAUUGAACCUCUGGUUGACUCAGCCAUCCCCAACUUGGUGCCCCCUGGAUGUUUUAGCAUAGCACUCCCAUCAGCGGGGGAGUGGGCACAGAAAGGGCCUGUCCAGAGGGCACCGACUUGGGGAAGGCUGCCAUAAAGGGUAACAGGUACAGGAUCUGGCAAAGAUAUCUCUGCCUGAAAACCAUUGCCCUGCAGAUGGGUCAUUUCUGCUCCAAACAGACCGUUUGUUCCUUCUCUCCUCCAUCCCAUCCUCCCAACAGACUUCUCUCCAUUCAGCCUUUACACUAGUGACUUAGGCCCAGCCAUUUUCUAGCUGCUUCUCCUCCCAAGUUCUUAAAGCACAACGAAGGAAAUCUAACAUUAGGCAACCUCCUCUUGCCACCAUCUGUGAAUGAUUUGUCCAUAUCCAGACUUUUUCCUUUGGCCUGGUGCCCUGGGGCGGGGGGGGGGGGAGCAGUAAUCUCGCUGGGAUUGUCCAAGGCCAUCCGCCUGCCUUUGAAAGGGGUUGUUGAGCAAGAAGGGGGGAGAGUGGAGGGGCUGGAGAUGGACUGCUUUAGCGACUCACCCUAUGGAGCACAGGGGGGCAGGCAAUGUACAGUCUGACCUCCUGCCAAGGAACCUGCUAAGAGGGUGGGGUAGGCUGGUAUUUGUGUCCCAAGGCAUGGCUUGAAGGUGCAGGAUGCCGCAGCUGUGCUGAAGCCAAGCAGGUCUAGGCCUGGUGAACACCUGGAUGAGGGAACCCUAUCCACACCAUCUUGGAAUUCCAUCAUGGGAGAAGAAGCAGGAUAUAAAUGAACUGUGUUUCUUUUAUGUGCCUCCGCAACUUCCCUUGGGCUUUAUGAAUCAGGCCUUGAGGAACAGAACAGCAACACAUAGAUGGUGGUGACAGCUAAGAUUAGGCAGAUUUCCAGCUGGUCCUGAUUGCCCCCUUUUGGACCCUGUGCCUACUUCCUGGUGAUUGACUGUGAUCAGGUUAUGGGCCUCUCUAAGUGGGAAAUGGCUGUAUGAGAGAGUAGCUGCUUGGCUGUCUGCUACCCACUAUUUCGAGCAGGUCUUGGAAGGAUGUAUUUUUGGAGCCCGCCUCUCACAGUUCUGUGGUGCAGAAAGGAUUAGUUCCAAAAUGCAUGACUUGGUAAAUUGGAGCUAGGAAGCUCUAAAUGUGAAGUUCUGGAUGUAGCCACUAACUUUGGUUCAGCAAGUUCCCAAUAGAAAGGAGAGACGGAGGUGUGGAUACAGUUUUCUAAUAACAGUAUGGGGCUUCUGGAGCAUUGCCCAUGAAACCUUAAGGGGAUCACAAAUUUGGCACUGAGCACUAUUUGCAUAGUAACCCUCCACAUUUUGUAUUAGAAUAAAAUCCAUAAAUUGGGUGCUUUUGCUUCCCAUUUCUGUACUCCAGGCCAGUACUUGCCAUUUGCAGUAUGAUGGCUGCCAUCCAGAUUCCCACAUUGGCUAGUUGAUUGCAAUAUUUUCAGUAACAGCAUCUUAAUUCCCACCUAGAGAGACGACAUGGACCUCCCAGCAAGCUCUAUGGCCGGGUGCAGACCUCUUCAAAUUUACAAAAGUGCCAUGCGGUCAAUGGGCGGUCCCUUGCCAGUGGAGGUCACGGAUCCACCAAGUCCUGGCGGGAGAGGUCCCAGGGCUCCUUCAGUCAAGCCCAGCACACGCCUGAGAGGACAGACAAGAUGUCAAAGGACAACCUCUGGUAAGGAGGGGUUGGGUUUGUUGGCAGGGGACCUUUCUGAGCUUUAGGAUACAGAGCACAGCCCAACCAAUUCUUCUUGGGCUGUAUAGAAUCUCACUCCAAUGCUUUUGGGGGAAGCAUCCCAGUGCUGUGCUUACUGGGGUGGCUGGGGGAGAGGUAUUGGAGAAAUUGCGCCCUUCAGAAUGGCAGGUGCAACCUGGUGUAAUUCUCCGUUUUGUAAGAUGGUACGGGGAAAUCUACAUGCAGCUCUAGGGAUACUAAAGUUUUAUUAUCUAGGGAUGCUAAAGUUUUACUUUUUGUUCUUUGUAUAAAAAGAUAAGGGCUAAAUUAACCUCUAGACCUGUGAAGCUAGAAGUAGUUUUUAAUGUGUGUGUGUGUGUGUGUGUGUGUGCGCAGACACAUAGAUGGGUCUGAAUGAAUCCUAUUACUGAGGUUAUAUUUGGGGAGUGUUUUUAUGGAUUUUGAUAAGUUGCAUCUGUUAUUUUAUUUAUUUGUUUGUAUUAAGAUGCCUUCUCCAAGACUAAAAAUUGCAACAAUAAGUAACAAAUUUAACAAAAAAGAAUCCGAGAAGCAAGAGAAGGAAUAUAAUCUGUUUCCCCCGAUUUAAUGUCCCCUUGAUGGUUUUAGUCACUUUUAGUGACUCUAGGUUUGUUGUGGAAAGCAAGGCAGAAUUAAGCAAACUUAACUAGUUAAUUAUAGGGUUGGGUCUUGCUACUGAGGGAACUGCAGUCUAUUUCUAGAGUCUCAUGAGGUCAGUUGGCCACCACAGUGGAGUAAUCCUGGUUUAAAGGCUGCACUAAAGUUUAAAGGAGCCCCCUUCAAUGCCCACUGCUGGGGCAUCCUUGCCGAUGUUAGUGGAAGAUGAUCUGAAGGCACUUCAGAGUUUGCUUUCUUCAUCUUGGUCUAUUGCUGAUGGCCAGACACAUUGUUGUUGCAGGACACUGGGAAGACCUGUGAGAUUUGGCCGUUGGUGCCUUCCAAGAUUCAUGUGGUACCAAUGUGGAAACUGCACCUGCUCUUUUCUUGUCUUUGCCGCUCCUUUUAUUCACUCUGUCUGUUUGGCUGGCAUCUAAAAGCUCCAGCCCAGCUUCUUCUAAUGUUCCUCCAGACACUGUUAGUAGUGUAGCUGAAGACAUAAGAGUGUCACCUUGGUCAACUGAAGUGGGAGAUGACGAAUUUUUCUGAUGUUUCUGACUUGUGGCUCUGCUUUGCUCUCUUCCAGUUUGUUUGUGCCUGUUGUGAACCUAGAGAAGAUCUCCAGCCUUCCAAAGUCAGACAGUGAUGGGAUCAAGCCCCCCCCAAAGCUUUCUGACUCUGCCACCCCUAGACAGUCUUCUGCCAGCUCAAAAGAGAUACAUGGCAAGCCCUCCUUAGUGGCAUCACCGAAAGAACCCCUGACGUCAGCCAAGGCCAGUGGCAACUCCAUCAUACCCGCUGACAGCUUGAGCAGGAAAAUGGAGAAUGCUCCUGUCUUGGGAGAGAAAGAGAGUGGUGCUGUGAAAUCUCUGAAGAAGAUGCCGCGUGAGUACCGUAGUAUCCUGUAGCUGGAGGCAACAUAGCACCUAGCCAAGGCAUAGGGGGUUCCUUCCUGUAUUCCAUUUCACAGCAGAGCAGUCCUGGCUUCUGAUAUUGCCAAACGGUUUGGUAGCAUUUCUGCACAUGACAUUAUCUCCAAAUUUCCCAAAUUCUGGAAGAGUGGGCAUCAAAGGCAAUACUGCCUGGGCAUGCCACACCCCAAAAUCCAGGUUCUUCCGAGCUUCCACUGGGAGAAAGGGUGGUUUACUCCCCAGAGGACUAGGAUAGAACAUUUGCAUUGGACUCUGAAGUGCACCAGACUCAUAUCUCUGGAUUCUUUUAUCUGGAGCAUGCUUUUGAUUGAUCUCCCUUGUUGGGUGGGCUACUUCAUUGAGUGCCUAGAGCGGGGGAAAGGGUUAGCAGAAAGCCAAGCUGCCAGCUUGAUAGUCUCUGGCCAGGUGUAUGUACCAACUAGCACCCUUUUUUUUAAAGGGGAAGCAACCCAUUUCAAAUUGAAGCUGGGUAUGCAUAGCCAGUAUGUCAGAUCCCUCUCUUGACCAGGUUUGUGCACUUGGCCUCCAGGUGACUGGGAAGAAGGGGAACACUGUGCAUAGUCUGUGACUUGGGGCUCAGUUGACCAAGGGAGACAGGAAGAGGAGUUUCCUGCCAUCUUUUUUUUCCCUCACGACCCCAAAGUAUUUGUCUUCUCAGGACGAUAAAUGCUGAAUAAGAAGAGAGCCACCCACAUCGAAGUAGUGAUUGCUAAAGACACAACUCCUCACAGGAUGCCCAUAAAAUAAAAUUAAAAAGCAGCAGGAAAAGAAAUAUUGUUGGACAAAUAACCUGUUUGUGCUAUUCUGACAGCAGGUGUCAAGAGUUCCUUGAAAAAUGGAGUUUUUGAAUAAGGGCUUCCUUGAAGGAUGAGAGGGAAGCUGAGGCACUGGAAGGGGGAAGGCAUAAAACCAGGCCUCAGGAAACAUGGGGGGGGGGCAGGAUGAGUGCCUUGCCUUCUGUUUUCCCGUCUGCAUCUUAAUUCUGUGUUUUGCUCCCACAGGGAAAGAAUGUGACCUAAACAGGCAGUGUGGGGUGGUGAACCCCGAAACCAAGAAGGUUUGCACUCGGUUACUGACCUGCAAGGUAUGAUGCUUCAUGUGAUGAAAGUGGCGUGAAAUGGGGGCAAAAGAGUAGUUCAGCAUAAGAAAGAGUUUUGACCAGCCUUUGCUCCCCCCCCCCAAAUUGGGCCUGUUCCUUUGCCUGACAAAGGCGCCUUUCCAUUUGCCAAACCUGGAAAUUUGGAAGGCAAAAGAUUUUCCAUGCUCAGAAAUGCUUCACCUGUUCAAUGGUGGAAAGAGGCCCCUCCUGUGUGUAUGUUUCGUAGUGUUCCCCUCCCUGGUCAACACACCCUGCUGGAGUGCCCGUGGUCAGGGGUGGAGGAAGGGGGGUACGGUGGGGGUGGUUCACCCCAGGUGUCACCACUCAGAGGGGUGACAAAAUGCCAGGUGGCACUCACUGCGGGGCCUGCAGAACGCCCGAGCCAUGCAUCUCUCCUGGGAGAGACGUUGUGGCUUGGGCACCCGCAGGCUCCGCGCUGCCCCAAACGGUCCCCCCUGCCGCCUCUCCCUCAGCUGUAGGGCGGCUGAGUGGGAGGAGACAGGCAGACUCCUCGGAGGCCCCGCGGAGCUUCCUGCCCCAGCUCGCCUCGCCCCGUGGGCGGCUGGCCCCGUCCCUUGGCGCAGGGCAUAUGCACCGCCCCAGGCGCCCAAUCGGCUUGCUCCGCCACUGCCUGUGGUUUUCCAAGGUAGAGAGGCCUUUCUGCAUAGCCCGUCCCCUGCUGCAAGCAUAUCUUCAGUUCUGGGUGUUGAUGUUCAUCAUGUUGUUGGGCUGUGGCUCCCACCAUAGUAGCUGGAACUGAUGGGAGUUGCAGUUCAAGAACAUCUGGAGGGCACAAAGUUGGCUGCCCUUGGUCUGCCAGCUUUAUUCAGGUUCCUGAGCCCUAUUGGCUGCCUACCCUCCUCUUAAGACUGUUGUGAGUUACUGGAAGCAAGUUGCCAAUGAAGGAAUUCUGCAUUUGCAAGAAGGCUAGUGUGUGCUGUGAUACAGCUUACCUGUUGCUGCGCCAUCAACAUCAGUCUACCAACAUAGAUGCCUGCUUUGUGGCUUUGUCUCUGGCUGCUGUCAGACAUAGGAGCAAGACUAGGUUCUAAAAGAAAAAAAGGUCACCCUAUCAAGUGGAAGCUCUUGACUUUCAGUAGCAGGUGUGGGGAACCUUUGGAUUGCCAGAUGUUUCUGAACUACAAUUCCCAUCAUCCCUGGCCAUUGGCCAUGCUUGCUAAGGCUGAUGGGAACUGUAGUUCAGCAGUGUCCCAACACCUGCUCUGUAGAAAAGUUCAAGUGGAAAAUACUUUGCUGUAAACCCGGGGACAGGGAAUCUAUGGCCCUUUAGCUGUUGCUGGACUACAGCUCCCUUCAUCCCUGACCAUUGGCUGUGUUGUCUGAGGCUAAUGGGAGUUGGAGUCUGGAGGAUGCCAGGUUGGGGAAGAGUCACCUAAGGUAUAAUCUGCUGGAAAGCUCUUAAAUAAAUGGGAGCUGUGCCAGAGCACUGAGGAUGGUCUUGCUCAGCUCCUGUACAUUGCAAUAAAGCGUGCUCAGGAGAAUUUCCCCGGGGGGAAUUGUGCCUCUCAUCUCUCUCUGGAAGGCAGCCAGGUAUCAUAUAUAGGUGGAAAACUUUGUAGCUUCAAGUUAACUUGUUUGAGGUAGUCUUAAGGCUCCAUAUAGACAGCUUUGUAUUCUCACAGCCAGCUACCCCGUGUGAAGAAUCGGAACUGGGGUUUCUCUGUUCCAAACACUCAGGACACUUGAUUCAGGCAGAGGGGAUAUUGGGUGGGCAGUUUCUGAGUACAUGCUAUAAUGAAGCGAUACUAGUAAAAUCCAGGCAUUGCAGAAGUUGUAGCCAGGACAGCAAAACAUAAGCAAGCUAAACACAGUGUGUCAAGUCAUCCCCAUGACAACACUGGGUAAUUUCACAGUGUGCUUUUGCUGCAGCCACUGUAAAUAAUGUUAACCUUUUUGAUGAUCAGCUGCCUUCUACCCAUAAGUCAGAUUUAUUCCAGGUGGGCCUGUUUAAAAUCCAAUUUAAUAACUGUAUGAGCUCUUGUUUUCUGCCCAGUGGUUCAUCCAGCACUUGUCUAAGAGCCAGCCGCUUGGAUUUAUUGAAAUGUUCAGUGGUUGAGAGCACCAUUUUCCCCAUUGUAGCACCUUAGUGACCACGUGGGAAAUUUCUUAUUCGAAAGCCACCCACCAUGUGACAGUCUCUCCCAUCCCCCGUCAGAGCUUGCCUUCUCAUAAAAUAGGCUUGGAAAUGGACUUCUUCUCUGAGGUUGUUGCUUUUGUCAUGCUCUGGUCCAGUGCUAUUAUUCUAGAAAAAGAGGUGCCAGAACUCGCCACGAACACCUGCCUUGUGCUCUUAUCAUGGCAAAGGUGCCCACCUGAGACGUGCUGGAACUGAGUUCCGGCAAGUUCCGGCUGAAAAAAGCCCUGUUCUUGUCACACCUCCAUAAGCGAAUGUCGUGAAGUCCUGCAGCGGUGGAUGUGCUUGUCAGCUGAUGCCUCUAACCAUUCUCUGUGCCUCAGAUUCAUUCUGUCCACCAGCGCCGUGAGGUGCAGGGCCGCGCCAAGGACUUUGACGUCUUAGUGGCCGAGCUGAAGGCCAACACCAGGAAAGGCGAGUCCCCCAAAGACAAGAGCCCAGUGAGGAAGGAAGCGCCUUCUGAACGACUCUCGCAGGACUCCUCGUUACUCUCACAGCCGUCGCUGGUCCUGCCCAACGCCUCUCUUUGCCGAAUAAAGCAACCCUACUCCCACUGUGCACUUUCCAGGUAAAACAAGGGCAGAUAGUGUCCCAGGUUAAGCACGGGAAGGAAGUUGACUGGGUAGUUUUCUAAUUAAAGUUGCCUGGGGGAUUUUUUUUGGCUCAACCACAGAUGUGGACAGGACCUCGGACAAGGUGGCACUGUACCACCUUCUGUACCACUGCAAAAGCAGACUCUAUCCACAGAUACUCAGUAUCUACUAUAUGUUUUGGAAGUGGUUUGUUAGCCAUGCAUUUGGAUACUUCUUAAGAUAUAACCAGUUUUUGUACAGUAGUUCCUGCGAUCAAGGAGAUGGUUUUUGUUUAUGUUUGGAUGCAGCAGGGUGCCAUUUUGAAUCAAAAUGGCAGACUGAAUCUUUCAAAACUGCACUAAUUUUGAUGUUUCUUAGAAUUCCUUAGCAGCAAGGGACAUAUGGCUGCUAGUCCUAGUAAGGAAGCCAGUAAUAUCUCUGCCACAGAUUCAGGAAACCCUCCCCUUGAAGAGGGCUUUAACCUCCUGUGUUGCUUUUAGGUCUAGGGUUUCCUCAGAGAGUGAGCCCGAUGACCUGCCUACCACCUCUAGCGAAGUCGACCAUGGGCUCUACCCUUUUCCAGCACCCAAGAGCACCGGCCGGGUUUCGAGCGAGGAGAGUGAGGAUGACGCAGUGGAUGAUUCCCGCAAGGUGGACUGCCAUUAUGCAACACGGUCGCCACGCCCCCAGGCGGUAAGUGCCAGGCUAAAACUGGUGUGGCUCUGUGAAAUGGGUCCUUCAUGCCUUUGGAGAAAAAUGCUUGCCCCAAGUCUUGCAAGAAGAAUGCCAAGGGGGAGGGGAAUGUUGGAUGCUUGGACAAAUGAAGCUGCUUUUAUACCGUGUGAGACCACUGGUCCAUCUGACCCAAUGACACUUAGUAACAGUUCUCAAAGGCUCCAAGAAGAUGUAUUCCUGAGUUCUGAGAUCUCUUUAACUGGAUACACCAAGGUCUAAACUCUGACCUUACACAUGCAAAACAAAUCCUCUGCUACUUACCUAUGGGUAAGUUCAGUCCAGGAUUAGGUUCGUUGCCCUUGUUCUGUUGAUAUCAAUGAGACCCAGGUGUGAACGGGGUGGGGUGGCGGCGAUGUUUUGCCUUCCUUUGCUCAGGAGAUGAGGUGGGCAGAAGAAACAACUCUCUUGGUGUUAGCAUCCCAUCCCCAUUUGCAAGAGGUUUCAGAAUGUGCCGUUUGCGUGAUUUCAUAUUCUUAAUGCCUUUUAUCCCUGCUUCCAUCUCCCCGCAACAGUUCUGCACUUUCGGAAGCAGGUUGGUGAGCCCUGGAUGUUACGUCUUCAGUCGACGGCUGGAUCGGUUCUGCUCUGCACUCAGUUCCAUGCUGGAGAGACAUCUCAGCUCACACAUGUGGAAGUAAGUAAUCCUAGGGGGAAGGAGAGAAAAUCCUGUGAUGAAUUGCGGCAUGUUAAUGCCCCUUGCAAACAGCUGAAGAUGGGCAUGUGUUGUUUGCGCUUAAUACUAAGCUAUGGCUGUUUAAAAUUGGGUUUAUUAAACCAUAGUUUGUUUGAUCACCCAAACUCUGCCCAGCAGCUUAACUAUUGCUUGUUUACUGCCAACAUGUCUGAAGCCAUUGUUUGUUGUUGGCUUAUGAACCUUGGUUUGCUUUAGCUAUGGCUUGGUGUUACUGUCCACCCUUCUGAACCAUGGUUUGUUUCACCACCCCACCUUGGGAGACAAAAGCAACUGGAAAACGAACCAAAUUUCAGAGAAACAAGUUUGUAUGAUUGUUUGUGGGUCAACUCCCAAUUGCCUCGGUCCCUGCUCCUGCAAAGUGCAAGUAGAUAAAUAGGUACCGCUCCAGCGGGAAGGUAAACGGCAUUUCUGUGCGCUGCUCUGGUUUGCCAGAAGUGGCUUAGUCAUGCUGGCCACAUGACCUGGAAGCUGUACGCUGGUUCCCUCGGCCAGUAAAGCAAGAUGAGCACCGCAACCCCAGAGUCGUCUGCGACUGGACCUAACGGUCAGGGGUCCCUUUGCCUUUACCUUUAACUUCCCGGCACUGACAUUGCUGCUGUUUACCAGGACAUAGCAGGGUAGCGGUGAGGUAUAAAUAUAUUUAGAAUGGAGGCCACAAAACAUAGUAUUUCGAUGAGAUAUGGUAUUUUGUUGGAGUGUGGUCCCCCCCCCCAACCUUUGCAUGUCUGUCCCAUGUGUUUAUCCAUUUUUCUGUUCUGAUAGGCACUCCAGAUGCCGUUGGAUUCAAAUGCCCAUUACCUCCUGACCAUAGGCCAUGCUGUCUGGAUCGGAUAGGAGUUACUGAGUCCAACACCACCUAGAAGUUCCCAUCCUUGUGUUCAGAAAUCUAAUCCCCCUGUUACGGAAUCAACUGACCUAGUUGAUUCAUAAAUAGAGAUCUCCUUCCUUUUAUAACCUGCCUUUGCAUCAGAUUAUCAGGCUGGUUCAUACUAAAACAAUGAAGUAGCCAGUGCAUAAAGAGCUAAGAACAGCAACUUUAUAAAUCAACAUUAAAAAAUGGAUUGUAUUCCAAGGGUUAAAAGGGGGGUUGCUGGCACUUCUGAUCCGUGCCGCCUGCCAAGCCCCGUGCGCUGUUGUUCACAAACCCUGACAAUCAUCAGGGCUUGCAAAAAGCCACACACAGGGCUUUGAAGCCACAACAACCAGCCAACUGUCGGGGCUUCAAAGCAGCUCGCGCAGUGUGCUUAUGCCUGUCUCGUUUUAAUUUCAAACCACGCAGGUGAAAAUGGGUCACCUGCCAUUACCGAGGUGUCUGGUGACUGACAGACGGGUGGCCCCAUGGGUGUAGGGGUGAGGGAGAUAAGGGUCCAGCCCAUUCCUGCAUCCUGCUUACAUGGGCAUUAUUUAGAGAUGCAGCAACAUAGGGACUUGCCUUACACAGAGGCAGAAUCCUGGGCUGAUCUCGCCUGGUAUAGCACUCUGCACUGAUUGGCUGCCUUAGUCCAUCGGGGUUUCAGGCAGGGCUGUUUCCUAGAUGGCAAGGAUUGGACCUGGGACCGUGCAGACCAUGGUGUCUGCCACUGAGCUUCAAUGGCCCCUUCUCUCGGGCUUUAGAGCUACAGCAAAAGAGCACUUGGUCUCUUCAGAGGCUUUUUUGAACCAUUCUCUAUCACCCACGCUCAGGGUUUGUUUGUCCUGGUAGUGGAGGACGACUUGCCUGAGGUUUGUCCCCGUGGCAAAUGUUCAUCCAUCUCCCAGCUGCAUUCCACAUGGGACUUGCUGGAGCAGUGGAAGUGACAGAUUGGGUGUUUGCAUUUCCUGCAUUUUCCCCAUUCCUUAUCUCUUCGACAGAAGUGGUGCCUAGAGAAGGGACAUCUGGACCCUUGGCAAUAGCUUAACGACUGCAUUCGUAUCCCUCCUUUUUCUCCAAGGAGUUCAAAUGAGAAACAACAGCAUGCUUCUUGUGUGGUUGGCGGCGGGGAGAUGGGAAUGUAGAAAGCCUUGCCCCCCCCCGCCCAGCCAGAUCCUAUGUUACUUUACUAAGAAGGAAGCCCCACUAUGCUCACUAUGACUCCAAAGUAAGCGAGCCUAUGCUUGCAGCUGAAAUCCACGUUUGACAUCCCUCCCCCUGCAAAUGGACGUAAAAUGUGGAUGUGCUUUUAAGCACCUAUUAAGCACCCGUGUAAAAAAGAGCAGCGCAUGCAAUUAUGUUCCCAGUCCACAGCUUUGCCAUCAAUCACUCUGCGCACGGUUGCCGAGAGAAGCAUUGCCUUCCUCCGGCUGACCUCGUAGUCGUGGUGUUUUGUCAGGGCUUCUGGUCCCCCUCGUCUCCAGCAGGUGGCGCUGGGCUGUAGGGUUUGACGCCGCCGCAUCCUUUAUGGAUGGCUGCACUCAUCUGAACAAAGGGAAAACAAACACCCAGGUUCUGGUGAAGGGGAAAGAGGAGGGCGGGUGGUGGCUGCCUGCGUGCGCGUGGAUGCGUGUGUUUGCAGGCGUCGACGUAAGGGGUUUAGAACGGGAUAGCAACCCGAGCCAAAGAGGGAGGCUUUGGAUUUGAGAGCGGCAGGGUGCGACGUCAUAUCUGGAACCUGAAAAAACAAGGGAGCCCAUGAGGAUUCUGGUUUUACGAUACAGCAUGGAGGUCAAAAGGAACAAGAGCUGAGGGUUGGAGGGGUUUUUCCAAAGUCAGCUCUUCUUAACUCUCUCUCUCCCCCCCCCCCCGCCUUUUUAUUGGCCCAACCAGAAGGAUCCCUCCUGCUGCUGACCAUCCAAUUCUGUCCACGCCACCCCCUGUUCUUCUGGGCUUCUCCACAUCCAGCACUUCUCAGAACUGCAGCUCCUCCCUGGUGUGUAGCCUCCCCCACAGCCUCCCGGGCAGGACCUCGGUGUCUUGCGCGGCUUCAGCCACCGUGGCCUCCAGGGACAGCCGCAGCCACCACAGCAUGAACUAUGCAGUGGGGUCGCCCCACGCUGCAGCCGCCUGCAGCCAGUCGGACUGCAUGGGCGGGAGCCAGUCCAUCACCUCCCCACUCCCGGCCAACACCCCUUCGCCGUCCUUCAGCAAGUUGCCUUUGACCAAGGCCAGCAAGUCCUCCAAAGCCAAGGAGGCGGCGGCUGGCGGCGUGGAGCCAGAGGCCUUGGCCCGGAAACGCAAGCAGUCUCCUGGGGCCCCCGCUAGCCCUCCGUACAAACAGACCUGUUUCCUUGAUCUGGGCAAGAGCAAGGCAGCUGGCUGCCAGGUCUCCCACCCGCCCGCCAAGGCCAAGCCAUCCAUGAUCUCCUCCUCCUCGACUCUUUCCCUGAAUGGAACCGUCUCGGCCGGAGCCAGGAUUAAGAGGGUCAGCCAUCUGGACUGCAGGGCUCCCGGCCACGUCCCAGUCAAAGCGUCGCAGCUGGAGAACCGGGCCUCCUCGCUGAAUGGGCCAAAGGCACUGCAAGCCAACUGCAUCUCGGAUGAGGAGGCCAAGCGACGCAAGAAUACAGCCACCUACUGUAGGCCAAUGAAGGCCAGGCACUCCCCCUCCCCCUUGCCUUCCUCUUCCUCCUCUGACUUGGGUGGCUCUGUCCGAAGGAAGAAGCCAGUUGUCUCCUUGGGAUUUGAGGAGAAGCAGAACACAAUGAAGGUACGUUCUUUGCACAUUCUUCUUCUCCUUCUCCUUCUUCUUCCUUUAUCUCUCAGCUUUUCCACCAAGGAGCUCAACAUAGUUCUCCCCCUCCUCAUUUCAUGCCCACAACAACCCUCUGAGGUAGGUUAGGCUGAGAGACAGUGACUGACCCAUGGUCAGUGAGUUUCAUGACUGAGUGGGGGAUUUGAACCCUGGUCUCUGAGGCCCCAGUCCGACACUCUAACCACCACCCCACACUGGAUCUUCUGCCUCCAAAGGAUUGCGUCAGCUGCCUUUUCUCCCUCGCCAGAGUUUUGACACAAAGUCUGCACACUUGUGUUUAUAUGUCCAUGACAUGACAUAUAAUGGUCCCCAGAAGCUAAUAAAUUUAUAGCAACACACGCACCAACUCUGUUGUAGUCCAUAUGAUAAGUUUUGGGUAGUGUUCAAGAGAGUGCGUUUAAAAUGGUGCUGGGUAAGGAACGUUCAGCAGUGACAUUUUGUUGCGUCAUGCUCCCUUUUGUAGCUUGUUGGCUAACAUUCUCUUUAUGGGGUCUGUGGCAGAUAGUUCGAAGGAAAUGUUGGCCCAGUGUGCAGCCGCUGUGUGGAAAAGUCAAGGUCCUUCUUAGAGCUCCUUAGGAAAGAGGUCAUAGAUACAAUUGCCAGUAUUGUAACACCUUUAUAAAGAUCUAUGGUGUGACCACAUUUGGGGUGAAUGGUGGAAGAGUCAGCAUAGACAAAAGGAAGUAUUUCGCACAGUUCAUCAUAAACAGGAUAAUUAACUGCCUCAGUAUUUGAUGUCAGCCAACUUUGAUGGCUAGAAGCAGGUUUUGUUCAAAUGCAUGGAGAUAAGGUUUCCAGUGGCUUCUACUCAGUAUGACUUUGUAGUUCCUCCUUCCUCGGAAGCCCAUUUGCUGGGGAACAGGACUGCAAAGUGGCUAUACUGUUCCCCUGUUCCGCUUAUGGAUUUCCCAUAGGGAUCUACGUGGCCAUUGUAGGAAACAGGGCAGCUAGGUUAGAUAGCUGUCUGAUCUAGCAAAGCUGCUCUUUUUGUUCUUACAAUUUCUACAGCUGUAUCCUGGUGUGUGUGUGUGAGAGAGAGAGCAGUGCCUGAGUCAAUUAAACCUUCAAUUGAUUGAUCAGUAAGGGCCAAUUUCCAUCUAUGGGUCUGAGAUCUAAGUACCCAGGGAUGUUGUAUAUGUAUAUGUUUGUGGUUGCUUUGAUUCAGGUGUGGUGGUGGAACAGGGGGUGAAAAAUAAACCAUUAAAGGCAGGCUUUCCUAUCAGUGAGCUUAAGCUUUGGUUUAUUAGAUUAUAUGGCACUUAAUAAAUUUCUAUACCACUGAGUAACAAACCUGUCUCAGCAGUUAUCUCAUACUUCAUUCAUUUAUUAAUACAUGCAUCUAAUAUUGCUUCAUGGAAACAUAAUUAAAUAAAUUUGCAAUCAGUUAAAAGGCAAAUGAUUGAUUUAGCAUUAUUUCAUUGGUGGACCAGUUCUGAUUUUUAUCAAAGCCUUAGGAGUGAGGCCACUGGUAUCCUAUGUAAAAAUAAAUAAAUGCACGUUAAGUGAGUUGAUGCUUUUAUUCAGCUAAUUUGAAAUACUAGAAGUAUUCAAGCUGCAUAGAAGACCUUUUAACUGCUUGGGCAGAGGGUGGAGAAGAGAAAUAAUAUAUUAGCUAAGAGUGACACCUUUCCUCCACUUCUUUAGUCUUAAGCAGCUUCCUAGCAUGUAGAUGCACUGAUUUAGCUUUACCUGCUGAAUAAAUUUUUGCUAAGCUGCAGUUAAAGGACACAGAUCUUCUGGGCGGGGAGUGGAGGGAAAGAUGACAAACCCCAGCUAGGAGCACUUUUAAGAUAAAGGGUAGAAAUGUUUAGGAAGGAGAUAACGAUAAUUAUAUUCAGGCUAUUUGGGUUUUGCUCAGAGGGACAGUUUCCACGAAUUCCCAAAAAUGAAACUGUAGUGAUGGAGGGAGUACAAAGCAAAGCACGAGAACACAGGAGCCCUGCUGGAUCAGACUAAAGGCCGAUCUGGUCCAGCGCUCUGUUCUCAUAGUAACCAGCCAGAUGCCUCUGAGAAGCCCACAAGCAGGAUGUGAGCGCACCAGCCUUCUCCUGCGCUUGUUUACCAAGGAGCAGAAUUCAGAGGCGUAAGACCUUCAAUCCCGGAGGUAGCCCAGAGCUCCGAUUCCUAGCAGGCCUGACCAAGGUUGUUGUCCCUGGUAUCUAGCAGCUAGCAAGAAAUUACCCCUGAAGGCGAAGUUUCCAGUGGACUGAGAACUGUUGAUAGACUAUGGAUGAAGAACGUGUGGCCUCCCAGAUGUUGUUGGGCAACAACUCCCCAUCGGCCCAAGCCAGCAUGGUCCAGUGGUUGGGGAUGAUGGGAUCUGGAGUCCACCAACAUCUGGAGGGCCACACAGUCCCUAUCCCUGCUGUUGAAGGAUCACCCUCCAUGAAUUUGUCAAAUUUGCCCAGCAGGAGGCUGUAGCAGCCUCUGGCCUUUCUAGUUCCCUCAGGCAUUGCUCACUUGGCUUUAUGAAGCCACGUGGGGAGGAGCUGCUGAGAGAUCACGCACAUGCCAUUGUGAUGCAUCUUAAAAUGGGACUCUGCUUUGAUUCAUUCUUGCGAGCCCUGGAUAUCACAUGGGAUGAUUGGCUCCAUUUGCAUUAUCUGCGGAAUUGUAAUUUCCAAGUUCCUUUAUUAGAACCUCGGCACAUCUAACCCUGCACCCGCUGCAUCAGGCCAAAGGCUCAUCUAGUCCAGCAUCCUAUUCUCACAGUGGCCAGCCAGAUGCCUGUGGGAAGCCCACAAACAGGGCCUGAGCACAGCAGUAUUCUCCCCACUUGUGAUUCCCAAAAACUGGUGCUCGGUGGCGCCCUGUCUUUGACAGUGGAGGGGGGGCAAUGUAGCUCCCAUGGUGCCAUGCAAUCCCAUACAAAGCUCUUUCCCCCAAUUAAUAAAAGGUUGCCAUGUCAAAUACCCCUCUAAUGAAGCUAGAAGCAUGGCUGCUGCUCUUUGUAAUUUCAGAUAGGUGCUGGUUGCAGCCCUGGCUGUAAUAGACACUUUGCUGUGAAUGGUGCUACAUAAACUGUCACCCUCUGCACUGACACCCUCUCUUCUCUCUUCUCUUUUGCAGUCAAAAGCGCAUUAACAGCAAGUGCCUGCAUUCUGCAGAAGGAGCCAACAGCCUGAGAACUCUGCCCUGGGUCCGACUCAAAGCCUCUUUGCUUUUUUUAUAACUUUAUAGUAUUUUUUUAAAGGAAAAAAAACCCUCUA
This is a messenger RNA of Podarcis lilfordi (Lilford's wall lizard), 23216 nucleotides long. Lineage: Eukaryota; Metazoa; Chordata; Lepidosauria; Squamata; Lacertidae. The record is from the annotation of a GenBank genome assembly.